GGAAAAAGCGCAAAAUAGGAUUUGUCAUGUCGGAGUUGGUCAAUGUUGUUUGCAUCGGACGGAGAUACAAAUCUUGCUGAUGGACAAUUCUGGCCGAAACCAUGCUCGGUGUGUGUGUGUUUUUCCGUGAUUUAUGGUGCUGCGCGGUUGCUGCGGUGGAAAAGAUUGACUACCGUCUCCCAAUGCCAUAAAAGCUAUGAUGUGAUGAAGGUGAAUAAUUAAUAGAAUGUGCAGCAAUGAAGCUUGCGUUUCGAUACAGUAUGUGUGUAGCUUUCUUCGCUUCGGAUGAGCUGAUAACAUUGUGAAAGGGAAAUCAGGUUAACGAGGUCUCGCAAGAAAUACGCGCAGCGUAAUAAGACUAUUAUUGUGAUAGGUGGUAUUAUUUUCCACAGGAUGAGAUAUUAUCAAAAUGAAAAUAAAACCAGUCCAUAUAAAGUACGUUGCUUGAAAUAUGUGCGCUUUGAUAGAAUAGACAUCGUCGCCACAGUCAGCGUGCCUGUACGUCAUUUGCACAGGUCACAGGCUUUAUUGCAAUGCCAGUUUGAAGGGUGUUUACGCUAUUUUUCCACCGAACGAAAGUAACACUACACGUCUCGAAAUAGGUUUCCGGCAUGGUUUUGCAGAACAAGCACGACACUAUCGAAAAACGAUACCAGCACGAGAAAGAUCAAAGGCUAAUCUGACGGCAGUGACACGUGUUUGAAUUCUCGAAAAGGUUAUUGCAGAAGAAUGGAGCACUGGAGCGCGCAUGGUGCUUGAAAAUAGAGCGCACCGUUUGGAUCGUAUUUUAUCGGGGCCACCGAAUGUCACCGCGGCUGGCGAGGACGGUGGCAAGCGAGCAAAGCUCUCGUUCUGCACCCAGAAGCCAUGAUAAUCUGCUGUUGGUGCAUGGUUCAAAUUUAAAGCAUUACCUCUGUGGGAAGCCGCUACGUUUUACAUUCCGCAGCUUGAUUGUUGGUAGCUGGUGCGAUGCUCCCGACGGAAACGAUACAGAAGAAACUGCUGCUCACUGAGUUAUUCCAUGAGUUGUGUAAAUAAAUACUCUUGAGGAAAAAGCAAAAAAUGAAAAAACGAACGCAGACGCAAGUUUAAUGGAGAAUUUUCCUGCACAAAAUAAUGCAAGCGCUCUAGCAGAUGCUUCAUUCUUGUAGCUCACUUAGUAGAAACUCUCGCUAGUGGGUGCUUUUUUGUAGCUUCAUCUUCUGCUGGCGCUGCCAUUGCUGUGGAAUUUAGCGAACGGUAAAGGUAGUAGCGUUGGAAUGGAUCGGUACUUUCUUACGCUUAAAAACUUGCCAGCAGUUUUUUUCCCUUUCUUCUCACGCUCGAAAGCUUAGCGCACCUUUCACUAGCUUCAUUUUCUCGCUCGAAAACCCGAUCCUCCUUCGGCGUAUUUGACACAAGAAUGGGAGCACAAAAAAAACAAAAACCAUAAUGGGAAUUUAUUAAAGAUUUACAGCAUGUCUACCAUUCAACGUUCACUCAUGAACAUACCGUGCUUGGUCGGACAAGGGGAGAGGAUGUGGAGAACAUUUUACGCAAGGAUGUCAAAACAUUUAGCUUUCAUCUUCGGAGCGAGAAAAUUAGAACGGAGAUGAUGCAAGCUUUCACCAGCUCUCGGGCGGGGUUUUUUUUUCCCCGGGAGUUUGCUUAUUCCACGCGCUUCGUACUUGAUUGGUCCUUGUGCGGCUCCGGCAGCGAGUCGAGUGGCCGGAGCAGUUUGGUGCGGAUCGCAUUUCGCUUAAUCUGUUCCGGAUAGUAGUGGCUCAUGCUCAUGCUCAGUGCCCUUUUUUGUUGUUGUAAAGACUCUGUUCCUCAUGUUCGCUUUCGGUAUGCUUCGCGGAAAAAAAUGAACCGAUGGAUUAAUACAUCUGCUGGAAUUUAAUAACUUAGUUUUUUCUUCAAUCGAUGCUUUACUCCCCUUUCGUAAUGGAUGCUUCCGUACUGGUGUACUCACUGAUGUUCCUCACGGUGUAAUCGAAGGGACCGGUAUUGGGUCCACCGCUUGUAGCAGGAAGCGAACAAAUAUGUGAAGCUAGUUAUUAAAAGCUAUUGAUGUAGUAAAACGGAUCAAAUGAGAAUUACUUCCUGCGCCCUGAGGAGGAGUAGGACGGGAAUAGAGUAUUUGUAAUUUAAAAGAAUUUUUGUCAUUGUCUGUUACACAAUUUGAUGGAAUGAGUCGGUUCACAAGUUGAAAGCAAUGCCUUAAAAUCGUAAUACUAUCACUCCUAUCACAAAGCUACUUUCCUUGCAGAGAGCCACAAGUAGUGAAAUCAACCAACGACGGACAAUACUAAUAAACAUCCGAUCUAAUUGUUUGCUAAUUGUGAUCGAUAGCUGUUGGAUCAGUUGCAUUUGCAUUGCGGCCGUAAGAUAUCGUUUGUAUCGAUUCAUAAUUUGCUCUCCAGCUCGGCGAACGUGCUGUGCAGCGUACAGUGUCACUUGUAAGCCACUAAAACGUGCACAGACAUGGACCAUCCAGAGGACUCAACUCGAUCGACUUCCGGCAGUUUGCUCUCGCUGAGUCUCUUCAGCCAGUACAGCAGAAAUCGAAUCCAGCCACCCUUCCCGAAACCCCACUACAGCUGAGCCGAACGAGAAGCAUGAGCUGCCAGCUAUCGAAUAACGCAGACUGUGGGUUUGGGAAAGCAAGAACCGGCAAGCGUAACCAUCCGGCUCAAACAUAAUCCAUCCAUCGAUUAAUUAAUGUAUCUGGUCGAUUACUGGCCGUGAUACGGAAAUAUGAGUGGCCUCGUUGGUUGGGUUGCCGGACUGAAGUUCGUUUUGUGAUCUUUGACCAUCUUCAAACAAGCAGAGCAGAGAGUGCACGGAUGUUGGCGGUACAAUGGUUGCUCGAUGCAACUAGCUCAAUGCUGUCUAUGGUAGACUUACCGAAAUACGCCCCACUUAUCCCGCAUUACUUCGAUCGAAGUCCGAAACGAAUAUUUGAGAGGAAACAACAAAACGAGGGCUGUAAAAUUGCUGUGCACUGUAGUGGCACAGUUCCCGAUCGGCGCAGCAUUAGUGUAGUCUCCAGUGAUUUAUCACUUCCUGCGGGAAGUCCGCCGAGGGUGUCCGAGGGUUUCUGGUACCAGCGCCUGCGGUCGACCUGCUAUUUGGGCACCCUUGAACGGUUUGCAUAAUGAAGCCUAUACCUCCGGGCGGGGCUAUGUUUUUGGAGAGCAAACAAGGCUACGUCGGUGCUCGGCGUGCUCGGCCAACCGGGGCACCGGAGCUGUUGAAUACACCUACCCUGAAUAUAGGUUAAUUGCCGGUACACAGGUUUAGCUUUUGUCGCUCCGCAUCUUGAUGGGCCGAGCGCCUGGGCCUGUCUUGUGGCCCGCUCUAAUCGGAUGCAUCGAACGGAACACUCGCCGGACGGAUAGCCUUGACUCCCUUUUCUUAAUCAGUGCCUUGACGAUGGUUUCGGAAUCAAUAUUUAUGUAGCACACGUGCACCACCUGACAGCCGACAACCAUUUCGUCCACCGUGGACUAACUGCGGGCUAGAGCGCGUUACAUCACGGCCUCAAGGCAGAAUGUAGAACAUCCCUUUCCCCCUUUGCUGCUCGCCAAAAGUGUAACAUAUUUCAACCACGGUCGAAACAACGAGACCACUAAUGGGGCGAAGGAAAGGAGUAAUUGUGGGGAGGGAGUGUCUGCUGUCAUCAGCACAAAUCCAAAUGGCGCUGACGUUCGCGCUACAGACCCAGUCCACAGUGAAGCGAAGUACGGCAAGUUGUAAACCCGGUGGCAGUGCAUACUAGCGGUCCUUGAGCUGGUUUGAAUGGGGGAUGGAGGUGGAGGGAAAAGAGCGCCAAAUAAUAUCUGAUCGCCAUCGAUAAUGAUGAUAAAUUAAACUCGUAGUUAAUCGACUGCGAGAACUUGCGAAGCGUUUCUUACGCUACUGCCGGGCUAGCAAUAGAACGUGCUCUCGUAAGUCUCGCCUUGGCUCGUGUGGCCGCGCGGAAGAGACAUGGAAGCCGGCGGUGGUGGUAAGCGCGGUCGUAAAAGCACACGAAACCCGCCGGAAUGGGAAAACGGACGGUAUUAAUUACAAUUUGCCGAAGAAAUGGUGCUUGCAGUGCUCGCUCGGCAGUGGGUUUAGGAUGCUGUUCACACAUUUACGUAGUUGAUUGAUGUUCUCUGGUGUGGGAUUAUCUGUGCAGCUACUGGGGCUUACGCGCAGAUACAACUAGAAGGUCAGUAGUGCAUUAAAGUGUUGAAAGUUGGUUGCAUACUAUUGAAGAUAAAUUGUAAUUUUGAUGGAAAUGGAAAGCUUACUACUGUUUAUAUGGGGAUAUCAACAAGACGAUUUGUUGCAAGUACUUUUACUGUAGCUACGUCAUCGUAAUUAAAGGCUUUAUUUUGUUCUAAAAUCAUAACCCUAAUGUAAACGCUUCUUGUAACAAGUUUAUCAAUUUUUUACUGGUGCUGAUACUGUAUAUUUUUACAAACUGUUUCGCCUUCAGGGCAGUUGCAUUUCCCAAUCCAAGGUUUCAAAUUGAUGUGAUACGUUCUAGCUAUGUAUAAUGUGUGGAAAGCUUAGAAUUUGCACUUCCUUUUUGCGGUAUUUAAAAGGAACUACAUCGAUUGCGAUGAAAGUGUAACAGUAUUUACAUGCAAGAAUAAAAUUCUUGUGAAAUUGUUGUAAGUUAUUCUGAAACAGGCCAGAAGCUUCUGUAGUUAAGCAUUUUAGUUAAAAAUUAGAUCGACAAGAAAGUGUAGAACUAAUAACCGUGUACAGAACCAGAAACUCUAAACGACUGAUAAAGCAUCAGUCGUAAUAGUGCCAUUGCCAGGGAUGCACAUCAAACGUCCCACAACAGAAGGGUCAGAUUGUUGCCGUUUACAGUGCAAUUAGGUAAUUAUUUCUUCCCACGCUGCCAUCUCCUUCCCCACCCAAUUCCUAUUUCGCAUGAGCAUCCUAAAUGGAUAGGGACGGCACCGGUGUGCGUCGAACCGGUGUACUGCAGUGCGUGUCCCGUUCCCAGCGUGCGUUAGGCAGCAACCGUGAGGCAGAAAAUGAAAAGUGCCUGCCCGCCUGCGGUAGCAGGGGCGAUAAAUGGAGCCGCGAAGUGAACCCCGAACCCGCCGGGCCGGUUCGCCAGUGAAGGUGAAGAAAAAGUCCACCGCCAAGCACACGGUCAAGUUUAAGGACCAGGCACGGGACGACGUGCUGGUGGUGACGGUCGAGCCGCCGUCGCCGUCGCCCGGCUCGCCCGAACCGUCCCCCAAGACGGCCGUAACGUUUGCGCUUCCGCCGAUCGCGAGCGUCUCGUACCAGCGGCCCAAAACCGGCGGUGAAAAGCCCCCGACCACCGAUACACGUGCGCUUCCGAAGGAGAAGGAUCCAACGAAACGGACGGCAAAACCGGCCGACAGCCAGCGGCUGGCCGAGGGAUGUACCUCGCUAAUGUACGCCUGCCAGCAGGGUCUUACCGGUGAUAUAUUGAAGGAGCUGCGACAAAAGCCCAGCGCCGUACAUCGACGGGAUCGGAGCAACAAAAGUGCCUUACACUACUGCAGCAGUGCGCAGGAUAUUGCUGCGGCCGCGAGCGUCGCCAUGGUAGCGCCCGAGCUGAUCGAGUCCGCGGACGAGGAUGGAUUUACGCCGCUGCAUCUGGCGGUAAUACAGGGAAACCUGCAGCUGGUCAAUCUGCUGCUAGCGAACGGGGCGGAUGUGAACGCACUCGACAACGAGGGACAUUCGGUGGUGCACUGGGCAACCGUGUGCGGUGAGGUGGAGGCACUGCGCGCCGUCCUGGCAGCCGGCGCGGAUGUGUCCACGCCGGACAUUAACGGGGGCAGCCCGCUGCACUAUGCCGCCCAGAUGUGCGGUGCCAACUACGAGGGCAAGACGGCACGCGCCUCGGCCAAGCUGGCGCUCGAGAUACUGAACACGCUCCUGAACCAUCCUGAUACUUCGGUGGAAGUAGAGGAUAAGGAUGGCCGACAACCGCUGCUGUGGGCUGCAUCCGCCGGCUCGGCCAAGGCUGUGCUGGCUUUGAUAAAAGCUGGGGCUCACGUCGAAAGUGCCGAUAAGGACGGACUGACCGCACUGCACUGUGCUGCAUCGCGGGGCCACACCGAGUGCAUCGAUACGCUGAUCAACCUGUGCGGCGCGCACACCGACCAGAUCGACUCGAACGGCUGCACGGCGCUGCACUACGCGGUUACGCUCGGGCAUGCCGAUGCGACGUCGCUGCUGCUGAAGCUGGAUGCCGAUCCGAACCGGCAGGACCGGAAGGGCCGCACGCCGGCCCACUGCGGGUGUGCGAAGGGCCAGAUGGAGACGGUCAAGAUACUGCACGCGAAGAAGGGCAAUCUGUGGCUGCGGAACGCGAAGGGCGAUCUGCCGGUGCACGAUGCGGCCUGUUCCGGCCGCCGCCAGCUCGUCCAGUGGCUGAUCCAGAUGAAGCCGAAGCACAUCAACACAACGAGCAACGACGGGCGGACGCUGCUGCACAUUGCCGCCGGGCACGACAAUGUGGACAUGUGCAAGCUGCUGCUGGAGCUGGGCGCCGACGUCAAUCUGCUGUACCGGCCGUCGUCGAAGGGGGCGCCACUAACGCCGCUCGAUUACGCGCUGGCCAAAGGGUACCGGUCGACCGCCAAGUACCUGCAGAUGCAGGGCGGCCUGCCAGCGAACAAGCUGCGGCUGUCCGGGCGCCAGCAAAAGAUCCUGCCCGACAUUGAUCGGGUGGAGCCGCUGAAGCUGACGGAGAAGGAAGAGCUGAUCGAUCUGAAAACGUCCAAGCGGUACAUCGUCUAUCUCAACUCCAACUCGGACAGCGAGUCGCAGGAGGAUCGGCCGCACCGGAAGAGCCGGCACAAGCGAAAAGGCAGCCACCGGGGUCGCCGCACGAGCAGCUGCAGCGAUACGGUGUACCUCUACCGGGACGGCUCGAACGACAUCAGCCGGUCGCGCAGCAAUGCGGAGCUGCAUCGCAGCGAUCAGCGCACGGGCAAGCAUCGCCGCAGCAGCAGCUCAUCGUCCGCCAGCACGAGCGGUUCGUCCUCGGACGGCUGCUGCCGGCACGUGCGCCGAAAGCACAAGUGCUACAAGAAGUGCUCCUCCAAGCGGUCCCACUCGCGCGACCGACACAAGGACCGCGAGCGGGAGGAGACGCGCGACGCACCACUGCCACCGGACGCGCUGAAGGAGUACGAGUUUAAGUACGCGGAGAAGAAGGAACCGGGGCCGCGCAAGCCGGGCGAGCGGUGCGGCAAGAUCAUCCUGAAGCAGGUGCACAGCGGCUCCUCCGAGAAUGAUUCCCCCGCGAACGGAGGUGGUCGGGCGGGACCGGGGCUAAAGUUUCCCUCCGAGCGACGCGAAACGCAUCUCGGGCUGCCCGUGCAGCUACAGUACGGUGGCGCUGGUGGGUUUGAUGCUUCCGGUGGUUUGAGCGAUUUUUUAGACGAACCCACGUCACCCCGAACGCCACCGCGGGCCGAGUUUAACAUCCGCAAAGAGUCGGACGCGAAGAGCGAGGGCAAGUCGUCCGACUCGAGCACGACGAAGAAGAAGAAGGUUAAGGGCACGGGCAAGAAGUCGAAGCUGGCCAAGACGGCCAAAAAGUCCGACUCGCCCAGCGAGGAGGAACAGGCGAAAGUGCCGGCACCGGUCACCGAGGUGGUAACGCAGGCGCAGGUGCACCCCGCGCCCGAAUCGAUGUCCAAGUCGACGGAGGACGACGGUGCGGCCACGGACGCCACGUACACGAUCGAGCAGCGCACCCGGUCGGACGUGGAGGGACUCAGCGAGACGGAAGAGCGUAGCGCGAAAGGGGGACUACCGCGCGUAACUAGCAAACCGAUGGCGGAAACGAUCCGCGAAGAGGUGCGCGAUGAACACGCGGUAGAGAUGACGCAGCAGCAGCAGCAGGCGGUACGCAAAGAUCGCUCCAAGCUCAAAUCCGCCAAGAGUGACAGCUCCAAGAGCCACUCCAAGUCGGAGUCGUCCGAUAAGGAAGCGUCCAAAGUGCAGCAGAAACCGCCGGCACUCCCUUUAGAGGAACCGCCGGCCGCCCCGCCGGCCCCUCCUCCAUCACCUCCUCCGUUAGCGAAAGAGCCGACACCUGAGCCGGCACCCGAACCCAAGCCUGAAGCAAUCUCCGUCCCAGAACCGAAGCCGGAACCACAGCCAGCACCACUGCCACAGCAGCUAGAACCACUGCCCGAGCUGGUGGAGGAGCGGACGGAACCGACGGUUGAGUCGCAAGCGCCCCAAGGCCUGGAAGUGGACCGAGGCGGUGGAGGCGGCCCGGCUGAAGAUGAGCCUUUAAUAGCGGAGGAAUCACUGCCGCCACUAGUAGAGCCGGAAGACCCUCCAGCGCCGACGAAGCUGGAAGGGGAACAGAAAAGCACACCGGAGGAAACGAGCGAAAGUUCACCGUCGAAAUCGAGCGAAGAGACGGAACCGACAUCGGUCGUGCAGGAAGUCCCCGAGAAGGAGGAGCAAAAACCUGCCCCACCACCGGUGGUCGAGGAGCCACCGAAGGUGUCGGAAGUGGUGCCUCCGGUGGUGGAAAAAGCGAAACCGCAAGAGCCCGCGAAAGAGCGACCCAAGCUGCGCCGUUCGAUGGAGUCGAAGAUGGAGAGCGUUGAGGAGGUGACGGCUCCGGUACCGGCUGAGCCAGUGCCGCCACCGCUAGACCAGGCAAAGGUCGAUCAAACGCGCGGGUUUUUUGUCAGCCUGGACGGCACGGCUGAAGAUGACGAGAAGAAGAAGAAGAAAAUCAAGAAGAAACCGCGCCUGAAGGAGGACGAGCAGCAGGAGCAGCAAAGCAGCAAGGAUCAGGACUCGGGGUUCGAGCCGAGCCCGCAGGCCGUACGCAGCAAGCCGACCGUGUUCGAGCGCCCGACCCACACGGCCACCCUGCCGCGCCGGGCCGCCUUCUCGAUGGUGGAGGAGCGGGCGGCCAGUUCGCGGCCGGAGGGCCGCAAGCCGGGCGACAAGAACGCCGUCAACAUGACGACCGUCCAGCAGUCGAUCCAUCGUAACAUUCGAAGAUAAAAGUAAAGAAACACACUCAAGAAGAGCAUUGUUCAAGAGGGUGUAAUACAGACACAUACAGAGCAAAGAACAAAAAAAAACUAAUACAAAUACAAAUAGUGCGCACCAGAUUGAAACUACACUAAGCCCCGAAGCACACUGAACAGCAAUCUCAAGUACUGAAAGGCCAUCCCGGUCAUGUCUGCAAAAUAAAAUCCCGUAAACUUACUCAAGCUUUAGUGAGAGUGCACCGAUAUGAACAUUUCUACAACCGAGAAGCCGUGCGGGCGUGAGUGUGUGUGUGUGUGUGUGAAAGAGUAAGUGAGUGUGAACUGACCGGAAGCAUUCAGCCCUGAGUUGCAGAGUUUGUAACGCAUCCGGCAACUUUGAAGAAGAUGAGAUGAAACGGAUGGGGCCAAUCAGAAACAGGCCGGCCCGUCUACUAGGCAGGCUCACAAUCGAUAAUCGUUGCGUUCGACAGUUACAGACAGGUUGUGAGGAAGGUUUUGUUUUUAAAGCAAUUACCAACCACCAAACCCAGCUACUUCUUCUGCGUUUUCUGUAGUAUCUCCUCAAAAAAGGGUCAGUUUAAUGAGCAAUGUAGGGGGUUUCAGGUAGUCAGUAACGAGAGUUUCUGUAGACAUUAGAUUCGUAGUGUGAGUGUUGAUUAAUAUGAUGCAAGAUUCAAUUUGUACACCGUUUCUUAUACCAAUAUGUACUCUGUGGCGAGGAGUGUGUAGGGAUGUAACUGUAGGAUCAGCUUUCAGGAGACACUUAGUGUCCUUUUGAGGUGUAGGAUGUUUGGUAGAGUAAGCACGCCACGCUUUGUGUGUGCCCAUGUGUGUUUGUGUGUGUUUUAUGGUGUGCGUGUAUCCUUAGUGCCCACAGUGUUAGGAGGCUAGAAUUGUAAUACGGGUAGGACUGUGUAGUAGACAAUAUUGUGUGAGCAAAACCCACCGACUGUAGAGUGUAUCUUUUCACCGAGAGUUUGGUAGUAAUAAUAGUGAAUAACAUAGUUUCAUGCUAGACAACAACCUCCUAGUAAAUGGGCGAGCGCGGGAUGUUGGGCUUCCUGAGAGCGAUAUUUAAAAUUCGUAAGUAGGCAGAGAACAAGUAGUGAAAAGCAUGGAUUUGAGCAAAACAAUUAUUACACCAAGGUCCAAACUCCAUCCUUACGGUUACUUCCAUUCCUUACCCAGUUCCUGUUUUCCAAACUCAACUCACCUAUUCAUUGUGUAUGUGAAGCUCUGUAUUUUCUGAUGUCCUAAACCUUUUUUUUUGGUGUCACCAUCAAUAUAUGUUUCUUUUCGUCCUGUGCCAUUUCCGUCAAACCGUUGUGCGUUUUAUGUUUUGUUUAUUAUUACUAAUUUGCUCACAUCUGUGUCGUUUCACUCGCUCGUGCGCUUCAAGAAGCUUUAACGCGAUCGCGAACAUCCACGCAACCUCUUGCUUACGUUCCUUUCCGAGCGCUAUCAGUGCCGUUCGGUUGCUGUUGCUACCGCAGCGCGACAUGCUGAAAGCCAUACUAAUCAUACGCAAGCUAUACAGCAAACAAGCGAAACAAACCCUUCCCAUCAAAGCGCAGCUGCUGCGGCAAAUCGAAACAAUGAAACAGUGUUCAGCUUAACAAAACAAGUCUAGACAACAACAACAACAAAAAAACAUUCAAACUCCCCUUUCUCUUAAAAAAAACCAAACCAAACAUCAACAAUUCUCAAAAAAAGCCAAAACCAACAAACCAAACCUAUCAAUCGCCCAAUCACUGCCCGCUCUUAUUCCC
Molecule: messenger RNA, 10774 nt
Organism: Anopheles gambiae (African malaria mosquito)
Lineage: Eukaryota; Metazoa; Arthropoda; Insecta; Diptera; Culicidae
Product: ankyrin repeat domain-containing protein 12
Exons: 5
Coding region: 5062-9015 (1317 amino acids)
Biological process (GO): protein localization to ciliary inversin compartment
Cellular component (GO): ciliary inversin compartment
Molecular function (GO): protein binding
Source: RefSeq, a predicted model, not a curated record